Molecule: messenger RNA, 1266 nt
Organism: Beauveria bassiana ARSEF 2860
Lineage: Eukaryota; Fungi; Ascomycota; Sordariomycetes; Hypocreales; Cordycipitaceae
Product: lipoyl synthase
Exons: 1
Coding region: 1-1266 (421 amino acids)
Biological process (GO): lipoate biosynthetic process
Cellular component (GO): mitochondrion
Molecular function (GO): 4 iron, 4 sulfur cluster binding; lipoate synthase activity
Source: RefSeq, a predicted model, not a curated record
AUGGCUUCCCUACAGCGAUCCGCUGCCCCCCUGCGCAGGGUCCUCCACUCCAGAGCUUCCACCGCCGCAGUGACGACGACGACGGCCACAAGGGGUCUUGCCACCGUCCCCUCCCCCUCCGACGACAGCGCCAAGCCGAAACGCAAAACAUACUUUAAAGACACGACUGUCGCCUCUCUCGACGACUUCAUCGGCGGCAAGGGCGGCAGCAGCGGCGGCGACGCGCUGAGUCAGUCGGCGGCGUACGAGCUGCGCACCGCCCAGGUCGGCCCCGAGGGCAAGAAGCGGACCAUUACGCGGCUCCCCGAGUGGCUCAAGACGCCCAUCCCCGCGGGCAACGACAAUUUCAAGAAGAUCAAGGCGGACCUGCGGGGUCUCAACCUGCACACGGUGUGCGAGGAGGCCCGGUGUCCCAACAUCUCCGAGUGCUGGGGCGGCAGCGACAAGUCGGCGGCGACGGCCACCAUUAUGCUCAUGGGCGACACGUGCACGCGGGGCUGCCGCUUCUGCAGCGUCAAGACGAGCCGCGCGCCGCCGCCGCUCGACCCUCACGAGCCCGAGCACACGGCCGAGGCGCUCGCCCGCUGGGGGCUCGGCUACGUGGUGCUGACGAGCGUCGACCGCGACGACCUCGCCGACGGCGGCGCCCGCCACUUUGCCGAGACGAUCCGCAAGAUCAAGCACAAGAAGCCCUCGCUGCUCGUCGAGGCCCUGACGGGCGACUUUGGCGGCGACCUCGACAUGGUCCGCAUCGUUGCCGAGAGCGGCCUCGACGUCUACGCCCACAACGUCGAGACGGUCGAGGGCCUGACACCGUACGUCCGCGACCGCCGCGCCACUUUCCGUCAGAGCCUCAAGGUCCUGAAACAUGUCAAGGACGUUCGCGGCGACCAGGGCAUCAUCACAAAGACGAGCAUCAUGCUCGGCCUCGGCGAGCAGCAGCAGGAGCUCGUCGACGCCAUGACGGAGCUCCGCAAGGCCGGCGUCGACGUCGUCACCUUUGGCCAGUACAUGCGGCCCACGAAACGCCACCUCAAGGUCGAAAAGUACAUUACCCCCGACGAAUUCGAAAUGUGGCGCCAGCGCGCCCUCGACAUGGGCUUCCUCUACGUCGCCAGCGGCCCUCUGGUGCGCUCCUCGUACAAGGCCGGCGAGGCCUUUAUCGAAAAUGUCCUCCGGAAACGUGCAGGCGACAAGGCGCCCAUUGCAGCAGCACAGGCCACUCUCGAUCAGUCCGUCAUCGUGGACGGGCGUACCGGGCCGUAG